CGCCGUUAAUAUUUGUCGGCACAGGGCUUUUGGUGCGGUUCAAUUUUCUUGGCUGCUGCUUAGAUUUUUAAUUAAAAUUAAUUAAAUAUCUUUAGAAAAAAGUGUUAAACAAAUUAAAAAUCUAUAUAUUUAAAAAAAUUAAAAAAUCUAUAUAAAUAAUUAGAACAAUUCUCAAAUAAUACUCUUUUAUAAUAUAAAUUAAUUAAAAGUUUUAACAAAAUGGAUCCUGAUUUAGAUAAUGAACAAAUUGUUUUGUGUGAAAAAAUCAUCAAUGAUAUUCAUACUGUAUUUCUCAAGGACACGGAAUUAUCCUCCUUUGAAAUCAUACCCACUGUUCUGAAUCGCAACAAAUCCCCCGUCAUUCAUGUCGAACACAAUUUGGGUCUCGAAUCGUGGUGUGCCAAACAUGUUUACGAUCAUGCCCACAAAAUGCUUAUGAAUUACAAGAAACAAUCGCUUCAACGUUAUGUACAACAGAGCGAUGUGGUGCUUAAGUACCUGAAUGUUGCGCUUCUCAUCAAUCCGGAUGUUACGGGCUUUUGGCAUAUGCGUCGCCAACUAAUGCAAAAGAAUCGUCUGAAAAUGAAUAGAGAAUUGAAAUUUUCAGCUUUAGUCUUGAGUAAAAAACCCAAAUCGAAUGAGGCUUUUGCCUAUCGUCGUUGGUUGUUUUCAUUUCAGAGUGCUGAAUCUAUUGACUGGCAGCUGGAGAUAGGUAUUUGUGAACGUUGUGCCGAUCGCAGCUCUAGCAACUAUCAUGCCUGGUCUCAUCGCCAAUGGGUGCUGCAAAAUUCUCCCUCCAUUAUAAGAGCCGAAAUCAUGCGCACCGAGAAAUUCAUGCGCAAACAUAUUAGCGAUUAUAGCAGUUAUCAUUAUCGCCAAUUACUCAUAGCUCAAGCCUAUCAGCUCAGUUACUAUGAUGCCGAGGAACUGCAGCAUUUGCAUGAUCUUAAAGAACUCAUAAACUAUUACCUAAUAGCUGAAGUCCAGUGUCCUUCACAAAUAUUAGAUUUAAUGCUGCCCGGCAUAGAUCGUUCAGCCAUAGGGGAGCAACGUCUUAAAGCUUUCCUCUACUGCUGUAAUCUAUCCGCUCAUGAUAUGCGUUUGUGUGAUGAUCAAAAGAAUAUGUAUGGUGAACGUGAAUCCUUUGAGCUGCAUCGUCGUGCCUCUCUUAAGUUCAUUGUAGAGCAAUGUGUUCGUUUACUGAGCGGUGACUGGGUGGGCAUGUAUUCUCCACCCGCUACGCCGGAACAAAAACAACAAUUCAAUUUGCAUUUACGUAAAUUUGACUACAAUUCUUAUGAGUUUCUAUUGGCUCUUAAGAAAUCGGAAAGUCUACUGGGUCCCAAGCAUCGUAAAUGGUGUUCUCUGUUUUUGGGUUUUGAUUAUGAAUCGGGUGCUGCUUAGAGCUUAUGCUACCUUCUUAAAGAAAAUGUCUUUAAAUUACUCAAUUAGUUAAAUCUUUUCUUUUGUUUUCUAAGUUAAUGUUUAAUUUUUGUUUAUUAAUUUGUUGUUUAUUUUUUAAACUUUUGCUUUCUGUUAGCUUUAACUUCAAAAUUUCUUUGCAUUUAUUUAAAAAAAGUUAAUAAUUGUUAACUAAUAUUUAAACUUUACACUCUUUAUAAAAGUAUAUAUUAUUAAAAAAGUUUAAAAAUAGUAUCAAACAAAGAUGCAAGGUCACAAAUGAAAAUUAUAAACAAAUAAUUCAAAUAAAUAAGAUUUAUUAAAAAGGAAGAUUCAAAAUAAUAGGGAACCUUCUUAAAACAAACAAUUAGUCUAGACUAUUGGCUAUAGACCAGAUUAUACACUAGAUUAGGUUAUAAUCCAGACUAUAAACUAGAAUAUAGACCAGACUACAGACUACUCUAUAGUCCAGGCAAUAUGCUAUUCUAUAGUCCAGACAAUAGACUAUUCUAUAGUCCAGACUAUAGACUAUUAUAUAGUCCAGACUUUAGAAUUGAUUAUAUACUGAACUAUAGACUAGACUAUAGACCAGAUGGACUACUCUAUAGUCCAGACUGUUGACUAUUCUAUAGUCCAGACUGUAGUCUAUUCUAUAGUCCAGGCUAUUCUAUAGUUUAGUCUAUAGUCUAGCCUAUAGUCUAGUCCAUAAUCUUGUCUAUAGUCCAGUCUAUAGUAUAGUCAAUAGUCUAGUCUAUAGUCUAGCCCAUAGUCUAGUUUAUGGUCUAGUCUUAUUUAAUAUAAGAUUUUCCCUUUUGUUUUCUCCUUUCAUAACAACCUACAACACAUAAAAGUGCAUUAUUAAUUUUAAGUUUAUUAUUUUUAAUUUUUAUUAAAUACUUUUAAAAAUAAUAUAUUUAAUUAACAAAAACAAACUCAAAACACACGUGUAUAAUCAAAACUAACCAAACAACAACAAUACUCUUACUUACACUUACUUUCUUUUUCUUACUCUCCAAAACGAAAAACUUCCUUUUUUUCUCACCCCCUCUCUCUCUUCCUUUAGAGUAGAAUUUUAAGUAAACAAUUUAACAGUAAAGAAGAAACUAGUAAAAGAAAUUGUUAAAAAUAUUAUAUAAAAAUAAAAUAGCUUAAAAACACAAUUAAGCAUUUAUUAGUUACAAAAAAAGAACAAA
This is a messenger RNA of Lucilia sericata (common green bottle fly), 2594 nucleotides long. RefSeq names its product protein prenyltransferase alpha subunit repeat-containing protein 1 (gene temp). The transcript is spliced from 4 exons. Gene Ontology annotation, biological process: protein prenylation. Gene Ontology annotation, cellular component: cytoplasm. The record is from RefSeq and is a predicted model, not a curated record. Bases 220 to 1404 code for a protein of 394 amino acids. Lineage: Eukaryota; Metazoa; Arthropoda; Insecta; Diptera; Calliphoridae. Gene Ontology annotation, molecular function: protein prenyltransferase activity.